GUGCUCUGCGUGCGCGAGCGAAGGGCAAAAACUGGUCCUUAAUAAUUACUAAACGCGAUAUUCUAACCGGCACCGUCUUUGUUCUCGUCGCAGGACCAACUUGUCCGACUUGGCCGGGAGAGACAUGAUCCUGGAGGAAAUCACAGAAUGUCCCAUCGUGCCCGUCGUGAUCCAAAGGCAUCUUUGCAGUGUUCGCCAUAUUUGCAGUGUCCGCCAUCUUUGCAGCUAUCGCCAUCUUAACACACCAAAACAUUAUCGUCUAAUUAUCCCCAGCGCAGCCGUUGACCUUUAACCCCCCCGAUCAUCCUGCGAGCAAGAUAACUAUAUCUAUGCUCCCCACAGCAGUCGAGACCACUACCAGACAUCGCCGUCGUAGUUCCACGCGCGGAUGGCGGGCGGCAGCACGCGGCUGCAGUCGGUCAGGUUGUUGAUGUUGUAGACGCCAAGCAGGCUGAGGCGCACAUACUCUCGCGCAUAGUCCUGUUGCGAUGGGGUCAGUCCACCGCUCACUCUGUCUCCCGAAGCGGAACGAGGUGAGAGGAAAUCAAGAAAGGGGACUCACAUCGUCCCAGUGCUCCUGGCCGCCGGGCCCGGCAAAGGCCUGGAACUCGGGAAAGAUGCGCGGGUCCUGGGACAGGUUGAUGUCGCUGGGGAAGCGGAAGACGUUGGGCGGGGCAUGGCCGAGC
Lasiosphaeria miniovina is the source of this 686-nucleotide messenger RNA. RefSeq lists its product as uncharacterized. The record is from RefSeq and is a predicted model, not a curated record. The transcript has a single exon. NCBI's taxonomy places the organism in Eukaryota, Fungi, Ascomycota, Sordariomycetes, Sordariales, Lasiosphaeriaceae. The coding region runs from base 125 to 292 and encodes 55 amino acids.